AUGGUAUUAAGAAAUUUAAAUGAGGCUGAUGAAAAGUUUGCUGAUGAAAACUUCAAGCUGAAGCAUUCUGGACCAGGAUAUUUAUCUAUGGCGAAUUCUGGACAAGACACCAAUGGCUCCCAGUUUUUCAUAACCACAGUUAAAACCAGCUGGCUGGAUGGACGCCAUGUUGUAUUUGGCAAGGUACUUUCUGGUAUGGACGUAUUGUACAAGAUUGAAGCAGAAGGAAGUGAAAGUGGCUCGCCUAAGAACAAGGUCGUCAUAUNAGACAGUGGAGAAUUAACUUCAUGACAUGGU
This is a messenger RNA of Vigna radiata var. radiata (mung bean), 297 nucleotides long. RefSeq names its product peptidyl-prolyl cis-trans isomerase CYP20-1-like. Gene Ontology annotation, cellular component: intracellular membrane-bounded organelle. Gene Ontology annotation, molecular function: peptidyl-prolyl cis-trans isomerase activity. Lineage: Eukaryota; Viridiplantae; Streptophyta; Magnoliopsida; Fabales; Fabaceae. The coding region runs from base 1 to 291 and encodes 96 amino acids. The transcript has 4 exons. The record is from RefSeq and is a predicted model, not a curated record. Gene Ontology annotation, biological process: protein peptidyl-prolyl isomerization.